Messenger RNA from Colletotrichum navitas, 2599 nucleotides. Its product is annotated as putative arsenite transmembrane transporter protein. Bases 396 to 2393 code for a protein of 665 amino acids. Gene Ontology annotation, cellular component: membrane. The transcript has 5 exons. Gene Ontology annotation, biological process: transmembrane transport. NCBI's taxonomy places the organism in Eukaryota, Fungi, Ascomycota, Sordariomycetes, Glomerellales, Glomerellaceae. The record is from RefSeq and is a predicted model, not a curated record.
GGGGGGGGGGGGGGGGGUUUCCCCACCAGAGUGGCUAUGGGUACGAUUUGAAAAAUCCAUACCCAAUGGAACGAGCAUGCGGCCUGCCUUGGUCGUCUCCGUGUCCAGCCUUGGCUGCGUCCCGCCAAUAUUGGCUGCCAUGCCCCGCUAAUCACACGCAUCGGGUCCCGGCCUCCAUUGCUCUGGGGCGGCCCCGUUGCCAUAUAUGUGUUUCAUUUAUAUAAGAAGCAUUUGUCUCGUAGGGUGAUAACAUGGUAAUCGGUACCUCCAAACUUCAGCAUCAGACGGUUGCAUCUCUUUUAUAUCUUCGGUUUUUCUAACUGUGGCUUUCUAUUAAGAGCGCGUUUCUUUGACUGUGGUUACAUCCUCUAGUUAAAUCCCCCCACCCUACCAAAAUGGACACGGACGAGCGGCCGCCGCCACCUGAUAUGAACCAGAUCAGGGAGUGGCGCUCAAUACUAACUCUUAUCGUCUUCAUCAUCACAAACACUGUCGUCAGCUUUCCCUUCCACAUUCUUAUUCCUGUGCCUAGGGUGGCCUGGGAUGUUUUCCUAAGUGUGCUCGCAAGAGUUCGUAUCAUUCCCCUACGGGAUCACGCAGGGCCUCAAGAAGAUGGAGGUCGUUGGAAGAUGCUCAGGUGGUCCAUAAGCACCAUCAUGGCACCUGUUUAUGCCUGCCUCUUCCUGCUUGCAACACUAACAAUUGGGCGUGACGAGGUACAUGAUGGCACUGUUGGCUCCAACAACAUUGAGCCCUACGAUGUCAUGAUCUUUUUUAUCACGCUCGCGUACAUCGCCAUCUCGAUUGACGCCUCUGGCCUGUUGAAAUACCUUGCCUUCAGGGUUCUGAAAAAGGCCGGAGCGCAUGGCCGCCUAUUGUUUCUGUAUCUGUUCUGGUUCUUCUUUGCCCUGGGCACUGCCAUCGGGAAUGACCCCAUUGUGCUAUCUGGCACAGCUUUCCUAGCAUACAUGAUCCGCGCCUCCAGCAACAUAGCUUCGGCAAGAGCCUGGAUCUUCUCGCAGUUUGCUGUUGCCAACAUCAGUUCGGCCAUUCUGGUGUCGUCAAACCCAACGAACCUUGUUUUGGCUGCCGCCUUUCAGAUCAAGUUCAUUGACUACACAGCCAACAUGAUUGUGCCCGUCAUUAUCACCGCCGCAGUGCUUUUCCCCUGUCUAUUGUUCAUAGUGUUCCGUAACGAAAAGUACGUACCGCGUGCCAUCGACAUGCACGAGCUGUCCGAUGCUGAGAGGGAGCGCGAGCCUGUCAAUCCAAAUAUACCCUAUGCCGGCUACGGCGAGGACCGUACCCCGGUCGGCGAAAUCCUUAACCCUUACCUGGACCGACGCCAUGCUACCUACAGCGUCAGCAUCAUGGCUGCUACGUUGAUCUCGGUGCUACUCAUCAACGCCAUCACGGCGAGCCGUGGCGGACACCCGACGCCCGUCAUGUACGUCACCAUGCCUGCCUCUUUCCUGUGCCUCUGCGCGGACCUCCUCACGGGCUGGCGCAACCGAGCCGUGACUCGCGCCGUCGCCCAGCGGGGCCGCACCCUUGCCGAGCGCGACGCCGUCGAGCGCGACCUGCGUGCGGCAUCCGAGGCGGGUGGAAUCCGCAGCAGCAACGACGACGACUCCUCGAUGCCCCGCUCCUCCUCCGAGGGAGGUCAGACAGCGAUAGAUGCCUCCAACGAGAAGCCCAAGAAACCCUCACCAUGGCACGCGACGUCGGAUGAGGAGCGAGCAGCAGCCAUAGAGGGCGAGUUGAACCAGCGGCAGGCCCGCCGGGCAGCGCAGCCGAAGACGUUGGUGUCGAUGGCAUGUGGGGCCUACGCCUGGUGGCGCGAGACGUUCCCUGCUGCGUCCAUUGUCCUCUCGCGGCUACCUUUUGCGCUGGUACCCUUCGCGUUCGCCAUGUUCAUCUUGGUCGAGGCGCUUGUGAGGAAAGGGUGGGUGUCGCUCUUCGCGUACGGCUGGGACGAGUGGGUGCAGAAGACUGGCAUUAUGGGCGCCAUUAGCGGCAUGGGAUUCCUCGGUGUCUUUUUAUCUAACUUUACUGGCACAAACAUCGGGACCACAAUCCUCCUAUGCCGCAUCAUCCAAGCAUGGGUGCAAAUCACAGAGAGCGAGGGCCGGUCGAUCAGCGACCGUACCUUUUGGGGUGCGGUCUACAGCAUGGCGCUGGGCGUUAACUUCGGGGCCUUUGGAUCUGUCUUUUGCGCCUCGCUCGCCGGCUUGCUUUGGAGAGACAUCUUGGCUUCCAAGGGCGUCGUCGUCCGCCGCAUCGAGUUUCUAUGCGUCAACGCGCCAAUCAUCGGCAUCGCCACAGCCGUUGGAUGCACAGUCCUCGCUGGUGAAAUCUACAUUAUGCGGAAAGAUGAGCCGUAUAUAGCGUGAGAAAUUGGCGUGUAUUGCUGCACAGAUAGCCCCUUGUAGUUGCGGCGUAGAGGCAGGAUAUUUCCCUUGAGGCCGGUCCAUGAUAGUGAAUUGGUUAUACUUAUCACCGUAGACAUAUUAAGGAUUGCUUCCUGAUAUGUAUAACGUACAUGCAUAGCAAGCGGUGUAUCAUAGCAAGUGGCGUACUUCUGUAUUACACCUUAGAG